AUGAGCGAAACAAUAUUAUCAGAAAAAUGGCAAAGUCGUGUCCAUCGUAUCAGUGGUUGGCACCGAGAAUUUUCAAUCUUUGUUUUAUUUCGGUUUGUUCAUAUCUAUCUAUCUAUCUAUCUAUCUAUCUAUCUAUCUAUCUAUCUAUCUAUCUAUCUAUCUUAUUUUCUUUCACUGAAUAUCUAUUUAUCUAUUUGUCUGCCUGUCUGCCUGCCUAUCUAUCUAUCUAUCUAUCUAUAUUUCAUUCUUUCUUUCUUUCUCAAUCACUCAUUUAAUUUUUCAAUCUUUCUUUUAUUGCAUAUAUUAAUUUUUUCUUUCUUAUCUAAUCAGUUAGUUUUCUUUCAUUCAUCAUUAAUUUUUUUCUUAUUUUAUUUCACUGAAUGUCUAUCUAUCUAUCUAUCUAUCUAUCUAUCUAUCUAUCUAUCUAUCUAUCUAUCUGAGUCUUUUCAGAAAUGUAUUAAAGUCUAUCUAUCUAUCUAUCUAUCUAUCUAUCUAUCUAUCUAUCUAUCUAUCUCAUUUUCUUUCUUAAUCACUCAUUUAAUUUUUCAAUCUUUCUUUCAUUGCAUAUUUUCAUUUUUCUUUUCAGUUAAUUUUUCUUUCAUUCAUUAUUUUGUUUCAAAUAAUUUAUAUAUUCAUUUCUCGUUUAAUUCACAAUCAUUAAAUUUUUCUUUCUUAUUUUAUUUGACUGAAUAUCUACAUAUGUAUUUUAUAUUCUUUCACUGA
Molecule: messenger RNA, 723 nt
Organism: Acanthosepion pharaonis
Lineage: Eukaryota; Metazoa; Mollusca; Cephalopoda; Sepiida; Sepiidae
Source: the annotation of a GenBank genome assembly